AGGAAAAAAAACGUGUAGUUAAUAUGUUGGUUUAGUCCUGGUACCAUCAGUUCUCUUUAGUGUUUGCCAAUGUUGGAGGUGUAACUGGGGUCUGGCCCUGGACGAAGCGAUAGAGCAUGGCUCAAGUGAAAGUGCAGACCUCAGCCCCCUUGUCUGGACCUGGCCUGACCGCCGUGGUGCCCGCUGUGGCCAUGCCCAGCCCAGGAGCUCUGGGUCUGCAGCCCACCAUCAAUGGCACAGUGCCAGCCACAACGCCCACCUGCCCCAGCCCUGCCUCUGGCUUUGUGGACUCCACUGUACCAUCCAGCCCAACAGGCCCUCCUCAAGAAAACAUGGCAAACCCUAAAGAGAAAACUCCCAUGUGUUUGGUGAAUGAGUUAGCCCGUUUCAACAGGAUUCAACCUCAAUACAAGCUGCUGAAUGAGAAAGGGCCUGCACAUGCUAAGAUCUUCACGGUGCAGCUGUGCUUGGGGAACCAGGUUUGGGAGUCAGAAGGCAGCAGCAUCAAAAAGGCCCAGCACUCCACAGCUACCAUGGCCCUGACAGAGAGCAGUCUCCCCCGACCUCCUCCCCGCUCCCCUAAAGUCGACAGCAACAGCAACCCAGGCAGCAUCACUCCUACAGUGGAGUUGAAUGGCUUGGCCAUGAAGCGAGGGGAGCCAGCUAUCUACAGACCCCUGGACCCCAAACCCAUUCCCAACUACAGAGCCAAUUACAACUUUAGAGGAAUGUUCAACCAGAGGUAUGUGCUUCCGCCUGAGGAUUUUUUAAAUCUCUGAAGCAGAACUGUUAUC
Pimephales promelas (fathead minnow) is the source of this 794-nucleotide messenger RNA. NCBI's taxonomy places the organism in Eukaryota, Metazoa, Chordata, Actinopteri, Cypriniformes, Leuciscidae. The record is from RefSeq and is a predicted model, not a curated record.